UAUAACAAAGGGAUACGAGCUAAGAUCUGAGAUAACCAAACACGUGACAUUCUUUAUAGAUUAACCACGUGGAGCUAUAACUGAAUCAAAUUAUGAGACGUUUAUUUCUCACGAUGAACCACCGAUAUAUCAAACGAUAUUUGAAGAGAGGAAUUAUAAUUUUUGUCAUUGUUUUAUUUUUUACCAAAUUCUUCUCCUCUCCGGUUCCCACACACAAUUCAAAUUUAAAUCCGAAGGAAGCCGUUAUAUUCUGGGAUAGACAGGCUGGAAGUAACCACUCACUUAAACAGGCUGAUGAUGUUCGAAUGACAGAGAAACUUGCCGACAACGACAGGGAUGAUUCUUUAGACUUAUCACUGUCCAAGUUUGUUGAUGAUCAAGAUGAUUCCGAACAGAACAGCAAAGUUGUUGUGGAUAAACACACCCAAGGAGAACUGGGUAAACCCGUCACUGUAAAUAUGACACGGUUAACACCCGAGGAGAAGCUGGAAUAUGAACAGGGCUGGAAGAUAAAUAAUUUUAAUGAAUUUGUAAGCAACAGGAUAUCACUACAGCGAUCGCUUCCGGACCCCCGGGACAAAGAAUGCUUAGAUAUUACAUACGGCACAAACUUACUGGAAGUCAGCGUGGUGAUUACAUUUCAUAACGAGGCUUGGAGUGUUCUACUUCGGAGUAUUUACAGCAUAAUAAAUAGAACACCCCCUUCUGUUUUGAAAGAAAUCAUACUCAUCGACGAUUGUUCAACUCUGGAGCAUCUGAAAGCUCCAUUAGAAGAGUUUCUGAUUAAGCUGAAGAAAGUCAAAUUAAUCCGUGCCCCCAAGCGACAGGGAUUGAUACGAGCGCGAAUAUUAGGAUAUAAGGCGGCAGUUGGAGACGUUCUCCUGUUUCUCGACUCCCAUAUUGAAUGCACUGAAGGUUGGAUUGAACCCCUAAUAGACCCAAUAGUCAAGAACUGGACUACGGUCAUGACUCCUGUUAUUGACGUCAUAGAUAAGGAUACUUUUGAGUAUUCUUUUCAAAGAGCCGAGGCCACAAAUGUCGGUGGAUUUGAUUGGUCACUGUCUUUCACAUGGCACGGAAUCCCUGAAUCUGAGAGAAAACGACGCCAGUAUAAACAUUAUCUUCCGGUUAGAUCACCUACAAUGGCAGGAGGGCUUUUCGCCAUCAGCAAAAAGUACUUUGAGUAUCUCGGAACUUAUGACGAGGGCAUGGAUAUCUGGGGAGGAGAGAACCUGGAAAUCUCAUUUAGGAUUUGGAUGUGCGGUGGGACACUGUUAGUCGCCCCCUGCUCUCAUGUAGGUCACAUUUUCCGGAAGUCUCCACCGUACUCCUGGGGGUCAAAGACCAAUGUUGUAAGAAGCAAUAACGUGCGCAUGGCGGAAGUUUGGUUGGAUGAUUUUAAAGAGUAUUACUACCAACAUAUCAAACACGAUCUUGGCGAGUAUGGCGACGUAUCAGCACGAAAGUCCCUACGAGAGAGACUGAAAUGUAAAAGUUUUGAUUGGUUCCUUGUCAAUGUUUACCCGGAACUCAUUAUUCCUGCUGAAGCUUUAUACUCAGGGGAGAUAAGAAGCAAGACCCAGCCAGUGUGUCUAGAGAGUCCCUAUAGAUAUGCCGAAGUCAAUAAACCUUUACAAGUGUAUGCUUGUCACGGAUUGAAGGGGAAUCAGUAUUGGCUGUACACUCGGAGAGGUGAAAUACGCCAUGAUUUGUAUGGUUGUAUGGACGACAGCGGUCAAACAGUAUUCGUCAACAGUUGUUACGGGAAAGGGGGGAAUCAAAACUGGACUUAUCGGGAGGACAAUACAAUUCAACGUGUUGGGAGUGACAGAUGUCUUGAACUAUCAGAAGACGGAAGGUCGGUAUCUAUGAAGAAAUGUCUUGGUAUAGAUCGCCAGCUAUGGAUAUGGAACCGUAAACCACCGAAAGGCCCCAAACGAAGUAUUGCUUCUUAAGUUUUCCAUACUUCAUCAAGCUCAUUUUAUUUCACAUUUCAUAGAACAACAGUGACCAUGUAUAGAAGUUCUAGUUUAUAUGAACCAUGCACAUGUAUAUAGAGAUUAUGGAAAUCACUUGGCUGCAAGAACAUUGUAUAUUAUACCAUCAUUGCAAAAUAGUGUAAAGAGCUACUUAAGUUUUUUGGGUUGAAGAUCGAUUCUUUGUACAUUAUGUUGUUUAUACUUUAUGUCGAAC
Molecule: messenger RNA, 2193 nt
Organism: Saccostrea cuccullata (small rock oyster)
Lineage: Eukaryota; Metazoa; Mollusca; Bivalvia; Ostreida; Ostreidae
Product: polypeptide N-acetylgalactosaminyltransferase 5-like
Exons: 11
Coding region: 93-1955 (620 amino acids)
Biological process (GO): protein O-linked glycosylation
Cellular component (GO): Golgi apparatus
Molecular function (GO): polypeptide N-acetylgalactosaminyltransferase activity
Source: RefSeq, a predicted model, not a curated record